Ruditapes philippinarum (Manila clam) is the source of this 2204-nucleotide messenger RNA. RefSeq names its product C2 domain-containing protein 5-like. NCBI's taxonomy places the organism in Eukaryota, Metazoa, Mollusca, Bivalvia, Venerida, Veneridae. Gene Ontology annotation, cellular component: plasma membrane. The coding region runs from base 131 to 1399 and encodes 422 amino acids. Gene Ontology annotation, molecular function: calcium ion binding; calcium-dependent phospholipid binding. The record is from RefSeq and is a predicted model, not a curated record. The transcript is spliced from 13 exons. Gene Ontology annotation, biological process: positive regulation of D-glucose transmembrane transport; protein localization to plasma membrane; positive regulation of protein targeting to membrane.
CAGCGGCUGCGACAACAACAACAGCGACAACAACAACAACAACAACUGAUUUGCAAAAAUCAAUUUCUGAUUAAAGUAUUUCUAUCAUUUGUCAACCAUAUAUAAAGCAUGAAAACUCAGUUGUGAAAAGAUGCCUGGCAAGGUCAAGGUAAAGGUUGUUGCAGCACGGGGUCUACCUGUGAUGGACAGAUCAACAGACCUGACAGAUGCUUUUGUGGAGAUUAAGUUUGGAAGUGAAGUACAGAAGACUGAAGUUUACAAGCGGUCACUGAACCCACAAUGGAACUCAGAAUGGUUCAAAUUUGAAGUAGAGGAUGAAGUGCUACAAGAUGAGCCCCUUGAAUUGAGGGUAUUGGACCAUGAUACAUACAGUGCCCAUGAUGCUAUUGGCAAGGUUUAUAUUGACCUUAAUCCAUUGUUGGUAAAGGAAAGUCCCUCUGUUAUAACUGGAUGGUUCCCCAUCUAUGACACCAUGCAUGGUAUACGUGGAGAUUUAAAUGUCCUGGUGAAGAUAGACUUGUUCAGUGAUUUUAAUAAGUUCAGACAGUCGUCCUGUGGAAUACAGUUCUUCUGUACUGCUGAGGUACCUUCUGGUUACCGGCUACAGUAUGUACAUGGCUUUGUUGAGGAACUAGUGGUAAAUGACGAUCCCGAGUACCAGUGGAUUGACAAAAUUAGGACACCAAGAUCCUCAAAUGAGGCCAGACAAAGGCUGUUCUCAAAAAUGUCAGGGCAGCUUGCCAGAAAGAUUGGCCUUAAGGUACUUGAAAUGGGAGGCAGUGCUGUAAUUGGUUACAAGCAGUGCUUUGAUCUGGAAGGCGAGUCAGGUAUUGUGAUCAGAGGUAUUGGUACAGCUGUGACCUUGGCCAAGCUGCGCGAUCCUCAGGUGUCGCCACUUGGGGCAUCACCUUUGAAAGACUCUCCUGUCCCAGAGGAAAACCUAGCGCCCUCCUCCCCACCAGUUUCACAUGCACGUAGUACAACCUCCCCUAUGAAAGUUACAGGGCCUCCAAGUGGACCACCCAACAAUAGGAGGUCCUCAGAUUCAGAUAUGAGCACUCCGCCUAAAGGGAGCAGUCUUGCAGGAAGCAGUGGAAGUGGGAGCGGAAGCGGAACCAAAAAUUUCCCCAAACCAUGCUCGCAGCAAAUUAAUAUUGAACUUAUGGAGUAUCCAUUGUUUACAAUGACAUCUUUUCCUCCUGGUUUUAUCAUACAUAUAGGUGGUGUGGUUGCUGCCAGAUCCAUUAAACUUCUAGAUAAAAUACACAAUCCAGAGGAGCCGGAGGCAAGAGAUGCCUUGUGGAAUGAGAUACGUACUGAGAUUCGUUCGCAUACCCGCGCCAUGGGUUGUCAUGCCGUCAUUGGUUACUGUGAAUUAACUUCUAUCUGUGAUGAAUAAAUAUUGCUGUCAGCCACUGGCACAGCCGCCAAGGUCAACUUGAACCUGGACCAAUAUCUGCAACCCAAGGCCAACUCCCAGCAACUGGUAUCAGCCGGGGACCGGAAUCUUGCAACAGAAAAAGAGAGGGACCAGGGGAAGAAACUUUUUGUAGAUGUAUUUAGCCAAUCAGAUGACGUUAAGAAGCGGUGGCAGGUAAACAUUACAAAAUGUUGUAGAAAACAAGAGCGAUCAAUGAUCAUAUGUGUCGCCUCAUGAUGGCCAAUUUCAUGUUGGGACAAGUUUUGUGACAGACGGAGAAGUGAUUGGAGUAGUGGCGACAUAAAUUCCUGUAAAGUUAGGAUGAAAUUGCCCCAGUAGUUAUAAGGAGUAGUGGGGACAAGUUUUGUGACAGACGGAAAUAUAUUCGAAUCUUUACCAUUAUUUCUUAUAAUGAUUUCGUGCGCUAUAUCUGACUAAAUAUUGAUAUUGUUGUAACAAUCUAGUGAAGCAAUACUUAAUUCAUUAAAUGGUAAUAUUAGGUUUAGCUUCCUGACGAAGUACAUGUAAAUACAAGCAACCAUUCAAGCAGAGCUAAACUUUAUUCUUGAAAGAGGCCCGGGCACCAAAACUAAUAAGAUACGCUAAAGACGAUUUACGUACACGUGUGCCAACAAGGAAUUGACAUAUUUGUGGGCCUGUCUAUAACGCGGACGCCUUAAGCGGACAAUAUAAACAUAUAGGGAAAACGCUGACAAUAUAGACAAAGAGGAAAAAAGCGGACGAUAUAGAUAUAUAGUGUAGACUAAUUGGUGAUGAUUUUGGG